AUGAUUCCAGCUUGUCGCCGUUAUGUCAAAAUUUUUCUGAUUUUUUCGAACUUCAUUGCGAUUUUCUGCUUGGUCAGUCUACUAUUUCCUCCCUCGCCAGAAAUCUACCGAAAGGUUAAAAAAAAAUGAAGAAAAAAACAGUAGAAAAGUAGUUCAGAAGAAUGUGAGAACUGAAAAACGAACUUUGGAAGAGUCCCAAGAAAUAAAAAUGUCGCGAUCGGCUUUCGAGAUUUGGAGAGAAUGCAUGGAGCGUUUGGCGUCAAAAAAACAGUCCGUUACACUUUCAUUAAAAUCUUUUCGAUUAGACUUUUCAGUGGAGAAGACUUCAUGAAUAACUUCUUGAGUGGAGUGGCCAAGUGCAGACGCAAAACUAAUAUGUGGCAUGUAGAAGUCGACAACGUCAAAGGCGCUUUUUUCCAUUUUAUUUUGCCUGCUGAGGUUUUUUUUUAUCGAUUUCUUGUCAUUUGAGUCUCAUUUUUGUUGUUUCCACAAAAUUUUGUCAGGCUUGAAAAGUUUUUUGUAGAACUUCACAUUGACAACAGUUCGUUUGGGAGCAUCUGAAGACUUCAUUAUGGAAAAGUAUCUGAAAAACACUAUGAAAGUUUGCUCUCGGUCUCGCGUUUUUUGUUUUCUUCGUUCUUGCAGAGGUUCAACUUCUUUGGAACCGACACUCUCGAUGAGGAAAAUACUUUCUUAAAGAACAAAGCUGUUUAUCUUCCAAUUUCCGUCGGGUCCCGUACAGCUUUGAGAAAAACAAGCGAUCUGAGGAAAGGUCAGAAUUGUUUCGAAAAACUUUUAUAAAUAUAUUUAAACUGCAGGUUUUACAAAUGUUGAUGUGAAAAUCGAUCUUCUGACUUUCUUAUCAAAAUUCGUCAAUGAAACAGUGAUUGAUUACUUGAUGAUAGAAAAAGGCGAGUGAAAGUUGUUUUUUUUUAAAUUAUUCCUUGACGUUAUAGUAGACGAAGAAGACGCAAUCGAAAUGAUUCCAAAAUUUCUGACUGAGGAGGAGCUAGAUAAAAUUGGCAAAUCUAUAUGUCAACUAGAUUUUAAGGUCUCUGAUUUUCAGAACUCCUGAAAAUUCAAAGUACAGGUACCUCUUCUCAAAGUCUUUGACGAAGACUACGAUUGGCGGAUCCAACAAAUACUGGAUUCCCUUGUCAGGUUAACAUAUAAAAACUCCAAUUUUGUUGCGAACAUCAUGAUAAAUUCAAAUUAAAUUCACCAGUUUCAGUGCCGAAAACUAUGCGACAUUGGCCGCCGAGAGGUCAAGAAACCAUCUUCGUGUCUUUUUAGUAAACUUCUCUGAACCGAAAUGUCUUCAGCGAUUCAUUGUUCAAUUCUUCUCAAGUUUGAUUUAUUGAAAUUUCCCGAGCUAUUUUGAAAUAUUUAUAUCUACUUUCCAAUUAUUUAUUAAUUAUUUUGUCUUUUCAGAAAUAUUUUCAGAGGAUAAAUUCUUAUAAUUCUCAUUUGUUUGAUCUUGAAGAAAUAUUUUGUCAAAUUGCCAGGGAAAGGGUAUUUCGAAAUGCAGAAAGCACUUUAUGUCUUUGUGAAGGAAUAAAAAAAGAAGAAAUCGUUUUUUCUAGGAGAAGUUGAAACUAUUAUUUGUGUUUGAGCUUUUGAAAAUGUAAAAAACUUAUUUCUCGAUAAAAUUUAGUUAUCUCUCCUUUCGAUUUGAGAUUUGCGGGUGAUUCUAAGCCAAAAAAUCGCACGUUUAUUAAGAAAGAUUUCAUCCUGCGGUUUUUCUCAAUAUCAAACUUUCAAAUUUGCUCUAAUGAUUAAAAAAAAACUAGAAAUUCCAUCUGUGUUGAGUAAAAUAAAAAAACAUAUUCUAAUCCUCACUAUGAUUAAAUAUACUUGUUUGGUUGCGGCUGGGAAAUGUAGUAUCCCAUGAAAAUGAAUUUUCGAGUUCAUUGCAUUUUUGAUUCGUGUAGCCGUCGGAUAGCUUUCACACCUGUCGCACGUGCAAUCCAGCUGCUUGUUUCUGAACACGAACUCUCUUUUUAUAUCUUUCCUUUUGGCAAUUCGUGAAUCGCAGUUCCGCAUUAACCACGACGUUACUCUGAACAAGUUCUGCUGGCCUCUUUGUGGAAACCAAAUGCCCACACAAGUUCUCCUCCUCGCCACACAUCGAUUUCUUCAUUCCGAAGCGUUUUCUUCUAGCACCUUUGCUUAA
This is a messenger RNA of Caenorhabditis auriculariae, 2173 nucleotides long. Lineage: Eukaryota; Metazoa; Nematoda; Chromadorea; Rhabditida; Rhabditidae. The record is from the annotation of a GenBank genome assembly.